Pungitius pungitius (ninespine stickleback) is the source of this 6122-nucleotide messenger RNA. It is a transcript of the gene rbm33a, whose product is annotated as RNA binding motif protein 33a. Gene Ontology annotation, molecular function: RNA binding. The transcript is spliced from 19 exons. Bases 188 to 4042 code for a protein of 1284 amino acids. NCBI's taxonomy places the organism in Eukaryota, Metazoa, Chordata, Actinopteri, Perciformes, Gasterosteidae. The record is from RefSeq and is a predicted model, not a curated record.
UGCAUCACCGCGCCAAACACGGUGCGGCCAUGUUUGUACCAUUCUGAUCGUCAAUGGAUAUCUCUGCCGCAUAGAACGGUUCUUUUGCUCGUCUCACGUUUUGUAACCGUCCAAACGGAGGGAUAGUUCAGAUUAAAUGCGCUCUCGAGUUCUGUAGUCAAGCACAAAGCGGGACGCGCCUUGCACCAUGUCAGCCAACGCGCAGAAUUUUGGCUUUGAAGAAUAUGACAAACCUGGUGCUGAGCGGUCACGCAGGAGGAGAGGGGAAGAUGACGAUCUAGAGAGUGAUUUGGAAGAGGAUUUGUUGGAGGCGGAUUGGCUUACAGUUAAAAAGAAUCCUUCAGAAAUGUCUGAUGAGGAGCUGAAUGAUGACCUUCUACAAAGUGACGAGGAAGAUGUAAAUAUGAGUGGUCAGGAAAUUAGCCUCAAUGCCACAUACCACUUGGGCGCAGCCUUUGGCCAGCAGGACAACUUGCAGGAAGCAGAAUACACAGAUGACGUUGUGAACCUUGGUGCAGAGGGCUGUGAAGAGGGGGAUGUAGAGGCGGAGGGGUACCAGCAUGUGGGGGAAGAGGAGUACACACAAGAAUACCGCCAAGACCACAACGCUGAGAUGCCUGACGACCAAAUGGAUUACACCGGAGAGCUAGCCGAGGGGGACGAGGGCUACCAGGAUGAAGUGUUAGACAUCCAAAUCAAUGAGCCCUUGGAUGGUGAAUUUCAAGAUGAUGAAUAUCAGACCUAUGAUGACAGUCUGGGUGAAUGUGGAGUCCAGCGGGAGGGGAUCCCAGAGGAGCGGGCGGAGGGAGGUGGAGCAGAGCAGCAGCAGCAGCAAGAGGAGGAGGAAGAGGAGGAGGAAGAGGAAGACCCAGCCGAAAGCUCUCGGGUCUUUGACACAGAGGAGGUCGAAAAUGAAGCAAUGCUUGAAGAAACAAAAGAGGAAUCGGACGAGGAGGAUGAGGAAGAUGAAGGGUCCGGACGCAUCCGAUUUAAAUCGGAGCGAAAGGAUGGCGCUGUUGUGCGGUUGGCCGAUGCGGGCAGCAACAGGAGGAGUAUCCCUGAAACAUUAGAACUGUCAGAGAAGGCGAAACAAGACCUGAUGCAGUUUGAGGAACAGGAACGGCAAAAGAAACAAAGCCGGUACGGAGGCCGAGGCAUGCGGGGAGGCAUGCGGGGGGCCAGAGGAAGAGGAGGCUUCCCACCUUUCGGAAUGGUCGACUUUAGAGGAGGAAACCGAGGAAGAAUGAUUGACCACAGGCUGAUGGGAAACAUGGGCAUGCAGCAGCCAUCCCGGAUGCCUCUUCCUCAUCAGCAGCAACUGCACUCCCAGCAGCACCACCCUUCACGACCGAGAGGGCCUCCUCCCUUCCAAGACCACGGGCGCCCGCUGAGCCAGCAGCCCCUUCAGCCCCUCAUCCCCCCGCACCUGGCACACCGCUCCCCUCCGCUACGGCCACAGAUGGAGCCUCCGCCACGAAUGAUGGGCUCCCCGCCACCCAACUUCCCCCAGCACCACCACCACCACCAGCAGCAGCAGCCUCCACAGUCCAAAAAUAUCCACAUUAACCCCCAUUUCAGAGGGCCCACGUCAUCCUCUGUACAAGUGCCCUUGAUGCCUCCUGCUCAGAGCCAGCCCAGACCUGCUGUGGGUCCUCAGAGGUUCCCUGGACCGGGAGACUUCCAGCAGCACAUGAACGCUAAUUUUGGUCAGCCCCAGCGGCCCCCUCAUCACAUGGAGCCAUUCAGGAGCCAGCCACCUCAAGGACCCCAAGAGAGGGAGCCGCUCUUUAUGGGAGAGCGCCCAGAGUCAACCCGGUUUCCGGGGCAGCACAUGUUUGAUCACCAGAGCCCCGGCCCUCUGAUGAAUAGCAACCACAACCUCCACCACCACCACCACCACCACCACCCCCCGCAGCAGCAGCAGCAGCCCCCACCGCAGCAACAGCCGCAGCAGCAGCAGCAGCUUCCUGGCCAGGGCCACAUGGGUUUCGGCCCACCAGGACCAGGCUUCAACCAGCCGGGGCAGGGUCAGCUGGGACUCUUUUCGAGAGAACCCCCAAGACCCAACCUCCCUCCCCACCAAGGUCAUCAGGGCAUGGUGGGCUUGAAUCAACAAGGGGGCCCCCCCAACCAGCCCAGGCCCUUCAUGGGCCCUCGUCAGCCUUUUGGCCAGCAGGGGAACCUUUUCCCUCCUCCACAAGUCCAGUUUGGGAUGCAGGUACGACUAAGAGGCUUAAUGCACGCCCCUCCUGUCUCCCAGCUUCCGCAUCACGACUCCUUGACGUCCCAUCAGCCCAUGCACCACCAGCAGCAGCAGCAACGUCAUAGGCAGGAGUUGAACCAUCAUCAGCAGCAACAUCUUAAUGUCAAUGAGUCUCGCCCCAUGAUGCACCAUGGCCAGAACCCUUUCCAUCAACAGGCACAUGGUAGCCCGAGGCAGAUGACUCCCCGCCCCCAGAACCCCCAGCAACGCAACAUGUCCAACAGGCUGAGAAUGAACACGCCCAUCUCCAAGCAAAUGCAGCAGCGCAACAGCAACCUUCGGGAGCUCCCCAUAGCACCUGGCAACACAACCAUGAGCAGUGCCCGCCCUGCCGCCAACAUUAGACCUGUUGCCAAGGCGACACAGGGGAUGCGUCCGGGGCAGAACACUCAGCUUGUGCCUGACGGCGGAAGAGGAAGAGGCCAAGCUGCCGCAAAGAUGGAAGCGCAGCCCGCGGGCGCCGGCAGGACGGUAGUCUGCAAGGAGACCCCGAGCACGCUGUCCAGCACAGCGCCACAGGACCCUAAGGAGGACGAGGAGACGCGGCAGUACCGUCUGAAGAUUGAGGAGCAGAAGCGCCUGAGAGAAGAGAUCCUCAAGCGGAAGGAGAUGCGACGGCAGAUGCAGGCCGGCGUCAGAAAGAAGGAACUGCUGGACAGGCUUAACACUCCCAGCCAGGGCCCGUCUCCUUCACACGUUCAACCGCAACAGCAACCGCAACAGUUACAACAACAGCAGCAGCAACAGUUACAACAGCAGCAACAGCAACAACAGCAACAACAGCUACAACAACAACAACAGCAGCAGCAGCAGAGACCGUUGCCUCUGAGGACACAGCAAUCAUUGACUCAAUCAUUAAAGAAUCCCAAUCAAGCCACCCCCAUCCCUCCCAACGGCGGCCCUCAGAUCUCUGCACCACGUCCCAAUGUCAAGGCCCGCCUGCAGAUGGUGAAAGGCCAGCAGCAACCGCCCCCCGGGCCCGGUCCAGACCAGCAGUGGAAACCGCCUCAACAAAAUCAGCAGCUGCAGCAGCAGCAGGUGCAGCAGCGAAGGAACAGUGCCGUGCAGAACGUAAACAGGCCCGCUGCUCAGAUCCAGUCCAAUCAGGUGCCUCAGACGAUCAUACCCGUGACUCCCUCCGCGGGGCCCGGCCAGGCUCCGGCUCGGGCUGCAGGGCCUAAACCCGGGGCUAAGAGAACUGUGAUGCAGCGGGCCAAGAGUUUCGAGGGCCAGCAGGUGCCACAGAAAGUCAGAGUGGUCAAACUCUCAGGAGCGGGUGGAAACGGACCAGUGGCAGCCGGAGAGCCCCCGCAGCCACAAGGCUCCCGGUUGGCAAACCCGCUCGCUCAGGCCGCGCAGAGGAAGGUCACGAUGGCGCCGGGGCAGCAGCCACAAGGACCAGCCGGUACCCCGCAGGCAGGCCGAGGGAUCGGGGGCAACCCGCAGCAAAACAGGGUUGUGGUGCCCGCCCGGGGCCGGGGGAGGGGGGCUGUCCCGAUCGGUCGAGGCCGCCCGAUGGCCACCAGGCAGAGCGAAAGAGGAGCGGCGGGCGAGCGCUGCACCGUGUCCAUCGAGGGCCUCUCCUCAUCCACAACUGACCUCCAACUGCAGAACCUUCUGCGGUCCAUCGGCCCCAUAGAGAUGUUCAAAAUGAUGCCACAGCAGAGGAAGGCCGUCGCCACGUUUUCCACUCCCCAGCAUGCAGAAAGUUUUCAAAUGAGCUUCCAUAGGCACAUGAUUGAUUUGUCCCACAUUGACGUGGCGCUGAUUGACGGAUGAGGAGCGCAUUAGAGCCGGGGAGCCCCUCCGUCACAAAGGAGUUCCUUUCUCCCAACGCGGGAGCCUCGGGGGCCCGGGCGAAAGGAGCGCUCCUUCGGCCCCCUUUUUGCGGGUCCGGGGGGGGGCGGGGGGGCGGCGACGCCUCUGCUCCGAAGCGUCAUUCGGCCCGAACUGGAACAGCGAACAUUGGCCGCAUGCCUUUGUCUGACUUUGUGUACCAACUGUCCGUUGUUGUAAAACAAACGGCACCGGAGAGAGACACUGGACAGUUAAUCCUACUUUUAGGUGUGUGUGUGUGUGUGUGUGUGUUUGUGAGGAAUGCUGUGUGCCUCUUCCACGGAACACCAAGUAGAAGCUAAUGGGAUAAUGGUUGCUCCCCUCCUCGGUUGGAUUCCUCAUUUAAAAAAAAAAAACCCCGAAAGCAAGCGCUUGGGACUCGCUGCUCCCGAUACGACCGUCAUCCGAGUCGCUUUUAAAACAUUCUUUGCUGGCGUCUGCGUGGAGCCGGAGCGAGGCGGCGGGGCCCUGUAGAUGGCGCUGUUCCAUCACUAGUGCUGCUUCCAAUUUUCGGACUUUGGAGCCCCCCUGCUGUCAGGUAGAGAUCGUUUGGGUGAAUGGCACCAUCUAGUGGAGAACAUGCACGCAGGCACAGGGGUGGACGAAAGGCCAUUUGUCACAUAGUGGUGACGGGGCGUUAGGUGAUAAAUUAACGGGGUGGGGGGGGGUUUAUUUUAUAAUGAUGUUGUUUUCGGUGCUUUUCAGUUUCCGGGCUGCUUCUGGCACCAAUAGUUCUUCUCAUUUUGUCGGUGUUUAGAUCUUUUUAACUGUUACCUGGAGCCCAACUUGGAAUAAACACUUGCGCGCGUCUGAUGUAUAUUUUAGUUCCAUCGAUUAUGGAUUAGUUCGAUUUAGGAUUGAUAUCUUCGCCGUUUGUGCUGCGAGGCGUCGCGUGCCUUUUUGUGCGAUUUUUGUUUCAGAUUUUUAUAGAAUUACAAAUUAAAUGUUUGUCUCUUUUUUCCGGCGUGUACGUGUCGUCAGAGAGAAUUGCUGACGGUUCCCCUGAGGAUACAUUUCUGUAACCGCUUCCUCCGUUCCGUUCUAAUUGAUCCAAAUCCGCGUGACUAUCAGCGGUUGAUCGGCGGCGUUAUCGCAGAGCGUCUGAGGAGGGGCCCUUUGAGCGCUGAGCCGGUUACAUUGACGUCUGUCAGUCGAGCAGAAGAGUAAUGCGCCAUCUUAUUUAAACGGAGGCAUCCUUGAAUGAGGCAUUUAGACACUAAUUAAUCACUCUCCGGCUCAAGGUUUGAUUGCGUGAGACGUCUUUAUUCGACUGUGAAGUAAGGCUCAUUCACUUAUUCCAUUAACUAUUUAUUCUUUCUUCAAAUCUUUUAAUUUAUUUUUUGUUGUCGUCUAAAACCGGUUAAAAGUCUGCUAAACAAACUAGUUCUUUUUUUAAAUCAUCAAGAAGUUGUGACCCCGCGUUUACUUGUAGUUUAAGAGCAGAGGUGCAGGAAUGUGACGUUAUCAAACCGGGGGGGGGCAACCAUUAUCUGUCCAAAGCUCGUGUACAUAAGCAGGACUUUCUCUCAGCAUUCAUCUUGUUGGGCUUCUCUUCUUUUUUCUUUUUUUUUUUCGUUUCAUUUUAAAGUUGCUCUUUACUUGCGUUGUAUCACGUUAAGCAUUUUUACAUGUAAGGAUUUACUGAUGUGUCCAGACAUUAAUCAUUUUACGAAGUGUUUUUUGUUUUUGAAUUUGGAUCCAAAAUGAAGGAUGACUGGACAACAUUUCUGUUUAUAAGACAUUUGACAAAAAGUGUAAGGGAAAAUAAAAACAUGGCCAAUAUACCGUGAACAUGCAGGUAUGUGAAGCCGGUUCAACCUUAGCCCAAAGAUGUGUGGUUGUGUGUGUGAUGUCCAUCUUUCUGGUGCCUUUUUUUACAAAGAAUUAUCUCUUUCUGCUGCGUUUUUAUUCAUUUUUACGCAUAAAGUAUUUUACUUGAAACAUAUCGCAUAUACUUUAAAAAAAAAAAAAAAAAAAACAACUCCUGCAAGGAGUACAACCUUUUUUUAUAUAGAGUUAAGGG